UUCAUUCCUAGGGAAUGACAUUGUUUCCUUAUCUGGCUGAAUUCAGUCUCUGAAGGAGGACUGCUGUUUCUAAUAAAGAGCUCCACCCUCAGCCACUGCCACAGCUGCUCCAUCGAAAACAAGGACAAAGCAGUGUCCCUCUUUGAGCAUCUACAACAUGGAUGCUUUUCAGGGCAUUUUAAAAUUCUUCCUUAACCAGAAAACUGCUAUUGGCUACAGUUUCAUGGCUCUGCUGACCGUGGGAAGUGAGCGUCUCUUUUCAGUCAUAGCCUUUAAGUGCCCCUGCAGCUCUGAGAAUAUGGUCUAUGGGAUGGUGUUCCUCUUCGCUCCUGCCUGGGUGUUACUAAUCCUGGGAUUCUUUCUGAGCAACAAGUCAUGGAGACUCUUCACAGGCUGCUGUGUGAAUCCCAGGAAAAUCUUCCCCAGAGGCCACUGCUGCCGCUUCUUCUACGUCCUUGGUCAGAUCACUCUGAGCUCAUUGGUGGCUCCCGUGAUGUGGCUGGCUGUGGCUCUGCUCAAUGGAACUUUUUAUGAAUGUGCCAUGAGCGGGACGAAAAGUCCAAGAAUCCUGGGAAUGAUUUGUAAAGGCAAGCCUAAAGUGUGCUGGGAAGAGCUUCACAAAGUACCUUGUGGCAAAAUGCUAUCCACGGACAAUGAAGAAUUGAAACUGUCCCUUCAGGCACAGUCUCAGAUUCUAGGAUGGUGCCUGAUUGUUUCAGCAUCUUUCUUCUCCCUGCUCACCAUUUGUUAUGCUCGCUGCCGAUCUAAAGUUAGCUAUCUUCAGCUGAGUUUUUGGAAGACAUAUGCACAAAAGGAGACGGAGCAAUUGGAAAAUACAUUUCUGGAAUAUGCCAACAAGCUGAGUGAGAGGAACCUGAAAUGCUUUUUUGAAAACAAGAGGGCAGAUGUCAUUCCCAUGCCCACUUUUGCCGCCUGGGAGGCUGCUUCAGAGCUGCAUUCUUUCGACCAGAGCCAGCAACACUACAGCACCCUCCACAGGGUGGUGGAGAAGGGUCUGGAACUUAGCCCUGAUGAGGAUGAGACGUCAAUGGUCCUAGUGGAUUCUGCCCACAAUAUGUAGCUCAUUCACCAUCACUGACUCCUGGUGUUGAGUGGUACACUCACUCUGAGAUCCUCUGACCGUAUCAACAGCAACCUGUGUAUUUCUUACAUUUUUUUUUACAAGACAGUAACACAAAGGAAACUGCUUUCAAGCUCUCAAGCGCAGGGUCAGCAUGUCAGGAUGUGCUCAAAUUGAUAGCUGCCUGGUGACAAAGGUGCUCUUGCAUUGGCAGAGAGUUGGGCUCAGUAGGCUCAAACGCCACUCCAAGUUCUGAGAUUUUGUCACUCAACAGAGAGACUCAUGAAAGCGGGUCUGCCAGCCUCUGUCAAUAUUGGUCACAGAAGCUGGGGGCAGAAGCAGUGGCUUGUGUGUAAGCAAGUUACUCUUAACAUAGAUUAACCUGCAUGAUACAUGUGCUGUGUGGUCAGCAGGAGUCUUCGUCCUGUAAAUCUAUCCCACUGCCUUUCAAGGAUAUAUGAAAUUCUUCACUUUGAAAUUCAUUCCCUCGGUAUUGGAAGACUUCAGUUUUCAAAAUGAAAGAAUAUGAUGACUAAAACUCAGUUUUUCCACACAUUUUCAGUGUAUACUGAAAACAUGUUUCUGGAGGCAUGGCCACGUCAUGACUUUUGUGGGCCCUGGGCACUUUUGUCUCCAUGGACCACUUUCUACAUUCAAAAUAGUAAUAAUA
Molecule: messenger RNA, 1751 nt
Organism: Microcebus murinus (gray mouse lemur)
Lineage: Eukaryota; Metazoa; Chordata; Mammalia; Primates; Cheirogaleidae
Gene: CALHM5
Product: calcium homeostasis modulator family member 5
Cellular component (GO): plasma membrane
Molecular function (GO): monoatomic cation channel activity
Source: RefSeq, a predicted model, not a curated record